Messenger RNA from Sugiyamaella lignohabitans, 402 nucleotides. It is a transcript of the gene REX2, whose product is annotated as Rex2p. The transcript has a single exon. Gene Ontology annotation, molecular function: nucleic acid binding; 3'-5'-RNA exonuclease activity. Bases 1 to 402 code for a protein of 133 amino acids. NCBI's taxonomy places the organism in Eukaryota, Fungi, Ascomycota, Dipodascomycetes, Dipodascales, Trichomonascaceae. The record is from RefSeq and is a predicted model, not a curated record. Gene Ontology annotation, cellular component: mitochondrion.
AUGGACAAGAUGAAUGAUUGGUGUAUCGAACACCAUGGCAAGUCUGGUCUCACUAACAGAGUUCUCGAGUCAUCUAAAACUUUGGAAGAGGUUGAAAAUGAAUUACUUGAAUAUAUUAAAACAUAUGUCAAAGCACCAGGAAAAGGGGUGUUAGCAGGAAAUUCUAUCCACCAAGAUCGAAUGUUUCUUCGAAGAGAGUUUCCAAAGUUUAUUGAUUACCUGCAUUAUCGUCAAGUUGAUGUGUCUACCAUUAAAGAAGUUGGAUACAGACAUAAUCCAGACCUAAUGGCACAACUUCCACAGAAACGUUAUGGCCAUACAGCUAGAUCAGACAUAGAAGACAGCAUUGCUGAACUCAAAUGGUAUUAUGAAAAUUACUUGAUCCCUCCGUCUAAGAAUUGA